Molecule: messenger RNA, 3814 nt
Organism: Danio aesculapii
Lineage: Eukaryota; Metazoa; Chordata; Actinopteri; Cypriniformes; Danionidae
Gene: tmx2b
Product: thioredoxin-related transmembrane protein 2b
Exons: 8
Coding region: 125-1048 (307 amino acids)
Biological process (GO): brain development
Cellular component (GO): membrane-bounded organelle
Molecular function (GO): disulfide oxidoreductase activity
Source: RefSeq, a predicted model, not a curated record
UGUCCCUUUAAAUCGUUUAAUUCAUUCGCCGACGAAUAUUAUCUCGCACUAAAAGCGGCGUUGAUGCGGACUCUGCCGUUUUGGACCACAGCAACACUGUUUUUCUGAUAAAAGUAAAACCAACAUGGCAUUAUUAACACCUCUGUUCGCGUUUCUUUAUCAUUUGCCGCAGGUUUACAAAUGGUUACUAAAACCAUACUACAUCGCGUCGUUAUUUAUGUCCAUCGCGUUCGUGAUGAUCCGCAAAAUGCCCGGAGUCUGUGAACAUCUUUCGACGCAGCGCGAGGAUGGCAACUCGUGCGAUUUUGAUUGGAGAGAGGUGGAGAUACUGAUGUUCCUGAGUGCAAUAGUCAUGAUGAAGAACCGAAGAGCAAUUACCAUUGAGCAGCAUGUGGGCAACAUCAUCCUCUUCUGUAAAGUGGCCAACGUGAUCCUGUUCUUCAGACUGGACAUACGUUUGGGGCUUUUGUACUUGACCUUGUGUAUUGUUUUUCUGAUGACGUGCAAACCUCCUCUGUACAUGGGUCCUGAAUACAUCAAGUACUUCAGUGAUAAAACCAUUGACGAGGAGUUGGAGAAGGACCACAGAGUAACCUGGAUCGUGGAGUUUUUUGCUAACUGGUCACCAGAGUGUCAGUCUUUCGCCUCUGUCUAUGCUGAUCUGUCCUUGAAGUACAACUGUGCAGGCCUGAAAUUUGGCAAAGUGGACAUCGGUCGUUACGGUGAAGUAUCUAAGAAGUACAGGGUCAGCACCUCUCCUCUGUCAAAGCAGCUGCCCUCUCUGGUGCUCUUCCAGGGGGGAAAGGAGGUCAUGAGGCGCCCUCAGGUGGACAAGAAGGGACGAGCAGUGUCUUGGACCUUCACAGAGGAAAACAUCAUCCGAGAGUUUAACCUCAACGAGUUGUAUCAGAAGUCGAAGAAGCUCGGAAAGACCAAAGAGAAGUUGGAGAGGCCCAGUGAGCUUGUCUUUUCCACUGUCCCGGAAGAAGAAGAACCAGAGGCUGAAACCAUCAGUGCAAUGGACACAGAGAGCAAGAAAGACAAAUAAUAAACUGCAUGCGGCUGAAGAACACUGUCGAUCACCGCUGGCCUGGAGCAGAUCGUGCUGAAGCUCAGCAUGCGGAGAGAACGUUUGUAUGUAGUUAUCAACAGAAUGAUUGUUCUUUUCUUUUGUAUAACCUAUUAAUUUAAUUGCAAAAUCAGUCCAGUAAUAUAGCAAAUCCUAAUAUUAUUAUUAAUAAUCAUCAGUGUGCUGGAUACAGUACGCACAGGCAUUCAAAUCCAUAAUUUCAUACAGCGAUACUUGAUUUCUGUCAGCUAUUAUUGUUAAUCGACAAUUAAACAUUAGACAUCUACCUCUAAAAUGGCUUGUAAAUGUGAUCCCAGCAAGCAUUUUUUUGUACAUCUAAUCGAUAUCUUGGCUAAAACCAGGCUAAAUUUGGUCUUUCAGUGAAAAUCUAAUAGAUGUCUAACAACAGUCCAAAAAUAGACUAGUCAGCAGAUAGACGGGAAUGAAUGACUACACAUGGGAAGUCUGUCUAUUUGACGAUGAGUCUGUUAUUGGUCUAUUGUUAAACGUCCAUUCGAUUUUUACAGACAGACCAAAUUUAGCCUGGUUUUAGCCAAGACGUCAGUGUUUGGAUGUCUAUUAGACGUCUUUUAAACACAAAAAACAAUGAAUGUAUGUCUAUUAGACAGCUUUUAAACACAAAAAACUAUGCGUGGAUAUCUAUUAGACGUCUUUCACACACAAAAACCGAUGCAUAGAUGUCUAUUAUAUGUCUAUUACACAUCUUUUAAACACAAAAACCAAUAUGUGGAUGUCUAUUAGACAUCUUUUAAACACAAUGCAUGCAUGUCUAUUAGAUGUCUAUUUGACAUCUUUUAAACACAAAAAACAAUGAAUGGAUGUCCAUUAGAUGGCUUUUAAAUACGAAAACCAAUGUGUGGAUAUCUAUUAGACGUCUUUUACACAAAAACCGAUGCAUAGAUGUCUAUUAUAUGUCUAUUAGACAUCUUUUAAACAUAAAAUCUAAUGCAGGUAUGUCUAUUAGAAGUCUAUUUGACGUCUUUUACACACAAAAAAAUGAUGCAUGGAUGUCUAUUUGACGUCUUUUUCACACAAAAACCAAUGUAUCGAUAUCUAUUAGACGCUUUUACACAAAAACCGAUGCAUAGAUGCUAUUAUAUGUCUAUUAAUGCAGGUAUGUCUAUUAGAAGGUCUAUUAUAUACCUAAUGCAGGUAUGUCUAUUAGAAGUCUAUUUGACGUCUUUUACACACAAAAAAAUGAUGCAUGGAUGUCUAUUUGACGUCUUUUUCACACAAAAACCAAUGUAUCGAUAUCUAUUAGACGCUUUUACACAAAAACCGAUGCAUAGAUGCUAUUAUAUGUCUAUUAGACAUCUUUUAAACAUAAAAUCUAAUGCAUGUAUGUCUAUUAGAUGUCUAUUUGACGUCUUUUACACACAAAAAAGAUGCAUGGAUAUCUACUAGAUGUCUAUUAGACGUCUUUUAAACACAAAUCAAUGCAUGUGUCUAUUAAACGUCUAUUUGACGUCUUUUACACACAAAAACCAAUGCAGGGAUGUCUAUUUGAUGUCUUUUUCACACAAAAACCAAUGUAUGGAUAUUUAUUAGACAUCUUUUACACACAGAAACUGAUGCAUGGAUGUCUAUUAUAUGUCUGUUAGACAUCAUUUAAACAGAAAAACUAAUGCGUGGACGUUUAAUAAACAAAAACAGAUGCAUUGAUUUCUAUUAGAUGUCUUUUAAACAAAAACAGAUGCAUGGAUUUCUAUUAGACGUCUUUUAAACAAAAACCAAUGCAUGGAUGUCUAUUAGAAGUCUUUUAAGCAUACAAAAAAAAAAUGCUUGCUGGGACGUGAUCAUUUGUAAGUGGUGUAUUUAGUGUUGUGUAGCAUCACUGUUGGGGAACAAAUUUAUCAGUUUCUACUGUAUUGUUGAUCUUUUCAUUCCUUUUUCACUCCUUGUGUUGUUUUCUUUUUUUGUUUUUGCUCUCUGAUGUGUUUGUAUGAUGGUACAGAGUGCUUGACUCAAUUCAGUGAUCUGAAAAGGGAAGCUCUUGUCAAUAUUCAUGUCAUGAGAAUCUGUUCAAGAAAAAUGUUAUGAAGCAUAUGGUUACACUUUACAAUAGGGUUGUAUUAGUUAAUGCAUUUAUUAACAUGAACAAACAAUCAACAAUAGAGUAUAUUCAUCUUUGGUAUGGUUACUGAAAAUAAAGUUCAUUGGUAGUUCAUGUUAACUCACAGUGCAUUAACUGUUAGCAAGCAUGAAUUUGCAUUUUAAUGCAUUAGUAAAUGCAGAACUAUGAUUAAUACAUGCUGUACAUGGUUUUUAAUUAAUAGUUAAUGUUAGUAAAAGCUAACAUUAAUGAAGCCUUAUUGUAAAGUGUGACAGCUCAUAUUUCAUGAUUUUAUAGUAAACUUCAGUCACCUUUGACACCAAGACCAGACCCAGUACUGCUGUGAAAGUCUUAAAUAUGCGUUUUAUGUAUUACGUUUAUUAUUUGAAUUUGUUUAUUAGUGAUAAAUGAUUAAAGCUUUUAAUAUGUUAAUAUUUGAAACUGACAGGCACAGAAGAAAGCUGCUGGCAGUCUUCAUGUAUUACAAACUACUUCACGUCUGCAAAAAAAUUAGCAAUAUUAUUUUAACGCCCUAGUUGAUUGCCUAAAUGAUUAUUGUUUUUGUUUUUUUUCACUAAAUGUAUGGAAGAUGACCAAGUGCUAUAAGUGGUUGUGGAUGGAGGUUUUUAAUUUGCCAUUUCAAUAAAACUGCUUGUCUUGUUGAUCAUGUA